Molecule: messenger RNA, 2595 nt
Organism: Cadophora gregata
Lineage: Eukaryota; Fungi; Ascomycota; Leotiomycetes; Helotiales; Ploettnerulaceae
Gene: CLF1
Product: NineTeen Complex (NTC) component
Exons: 2
Coding region: 139-2187 (682 amino acids)
Biological process (GO): mRNA splicing, via spliceosome; spliceosomal complex assembly
Cellular component (GO): post-mRNA release spliceosomal complex; precatalytic spliceosome; Prp19 complex
Molecular function (GO): protein binding
Source: RefSeq, a predicted model, not a curated record
CUGUAAACAUCCAACCAACUAUUCACCACAGCGCAGUCUUGGAACAGACUUAGACAGUCCUUACUACGAGCUGGGGAGACUUUCAGAUCGUAACGGAACAAACCUCGAUCUGUGCACAUCUCAAAAACAACCGCCAUCAUGGAGUCUUCUCGUGGCCCUCCCCGGGUGAAAAACAAAGCCCCUUCCGCAAUCCAGAUAUCCGCUGAACAGCUUCUCCGAGAAGCUGUAGAUAGACAGGAGCCAAAAAAUGAUGCACCUACUCAGCGCUUUGCUGAUCUUGAAGAGCUUCAUGAGUUCCAGGGCAGGAAGCGGAAGGAGUUCGAGGACUAUGUGCGGAGGAACAGGAUCAACAUGAACAAUUGGAUGCGAUAUGCGCAAUGGGAGCUGGAACAAAAAGAAUUCAAGCGUGCGAGAUCGAUCUUCGAGCGAGCUUUGGAUGUGGAUGCGACGUCUGUAACAUUAUGGAUCAGGUACAUUGAGGCGGAGAUGAAGACGAGGAAUAUUCAGCAUGCUCGAAAUUUAUUGGAUCGCGCUGUUACUAUCCUACCUCGUGUCGAUAAGCUAUGGUACAAGUAUGCCUACAUGGAGGAAAUGCUAGGAAAUAUCCCUGGUACCAGACAAGUCUUCGAGCGGUGGAUGUCCUGGGAACCAGAUGAGGCUGCCUGGAGCAGUUACAUCAAGCUAGAGAAGAGAUAUGGCGAGUUCCAGAGGGCACGAGAGAUCUUCCAGAGGUUUACAAUGGUGCAUCCGGAGCCUAGGAAUUGGAUUAAGUGGGCUAGAUUUGAGGAGGAAUAUGGCACGAGCGAUCUGGUGAGAGAAGUCUUCGGGUCUGCUGUUGAGGCAUUGGGCGAUGACUUCAUGGAUGAGAGACUUUUCAUCGCAUAUGCUCGAUACGAAGCCAAAUUAAAGGAGUACGAGCGGGCCAGAGCGAUUUACAAGUAUGCCUUAGAUCGUCUUGCGCGAUCCAAGUCUAUCGCUCUUCACAAAGCAUAUACGACUUUUGAGAAGCAAUUCGGUGAUCGUGAAGGAGUUGAGGAUGUCAUUCUGUCCAAAAGAAGGGUCCAGUAUGAGGAGCAAGUCAAGGAGAACCCCAAGAACUACGAUGCAUGGUUCGACUAUGCAAGAUUAGAGGAGACAGGAGGUGAUGUGGAUCGCAUACGAGAUGUCUACGAGAGAGCCAUCGCCCAAAUCCCUCCCACGCAAGAAAAGCGUCACUGGAGACGAUACAUCUACUUGUGGAUCUUCUACGCCGUCUGGGAGGAGAUGGAGUCCAAGGACACAGAAAGAGCUCGACAGAUCUAUCAAGAGUGCUUAAAAUUGAUACCCCACAAGAAGUUCACAUUCGCCAAGAUCUGGCUGAUGAAAGCUCAGUUCGAGAUCCGUCAGCAGAAUCUUUCUGCCGCAAGAAAGACUCUCGGCCAAGCUAUUGGAAUGUGCCCCAAAGACAGGCUAUUCAAAGGCUACGUCGAGCUGGAGCUGAAGCUUUUUGAGUUCACUCGCUGCCGAACCCUCUAUGAGAAGCACAUCGAGUGGAACCCAGCAAAUUGCCAAGCCUGGAUCAAAUUCUCUGAGCUCGAACGUGGUCUCGAUGAUCUCGAGCGAACACGCGCCAUCUUUGAACUCGCCAUCGACCAACCAGUUCUCGACAUGCCCGAGCUCCUCUGGAAGGCUUACAUCGAUUUCGAGGAGGAAGAGGGCGAAUAUGAGCGUACUCGGAAAUUGUACGAGCGUCUGCUUGACAAGACGGACCAUGUCAAGGUCUGGAUCAGUUACGCUCACUUCGAGAUCAAUGUUCCGGAUGACGAGGAAGAGGAGGCCGAGGACGAGGAAGAGAAGCCUGUUAGCGAGGCGGCAAAGGUGCGCGCCAGGAAGGUGUUUGAGCGUGCAUUGAAGAGCAUGAGAGACAAGGAUCUCAAAGACGAGCGCGUUUCUCUCCUCAAUGCCUGGCUCUCAUUCGAGCGCACUCAUGGCUCGGAAGAAGAUAUCGAGAAGGUGCAGAAACAGAUGCCGCGCAAGACCAAGCGCCGCCGCAAGCUGGACGACGACAGCUACGAGGAGUACAUCGACUAUGUGUUCCCAGCCGACGAUGUGCAGACGGCGAAGCUGUCGAAUCUCUUGGCUAUGUCGCAGGCUUGGAAGCAGGCUGGUGGAGGACUUACAGGAAAUGGUGCGGGUGGUGGAGAGUAAGAUUAUGAUUGUGAGCGCGAUGAGCUCUUAGGGACCGGAUAGGAUGGGAGGAUGUGUAUUUGUGUAAAUUGAGAAUUUAUGGCACUUGGUACUCUGUGCUUGGUGCCCUUCCUGUGUAUGUCGACGUAACCUCUGCUUGAUCAUGAUCGUCACUAGGAGUCCUCGGAUUGCCUGCAAGCCAGCCUGAGCUGACGGCGGACAUGCAAGUGAAAGCGAUGUCAUCCGACGCGACCACGACUCUCAACGCUCGUAGCACUCACUCACAUCCUAGUAAUUACGCUCUUGUACCUCGAGUAUUAUCUACUAGGUUGAAGACAACCGGUGGAGUUUGCAUGAAUCUCACAGCUUGUUUUCACAGCUAGUUCUUAUUAUCACUUUGCUUCAAUUGAGUGUAUGCAUCAACAAAGC